GACGAGCAUGGCGACCACGCCGACCGUGAACGCGUCGGAUGAGUGGACCAACGCGUCCGCGGCGUCCGCGGCCACGCAGCAGCCCCCGGGCGUGGGCUGGGAGUGCUCCCGGGUGCAGCUGGGCCACCCGGUGUCGCUGGCGGUGGCGCCCGCCCUGGACCUGCUGCUCAACAACAUGAAGCUGGCCUUCAUGCUGCACGUGUACGGCAUCGCCUGCCUGUUCAGCGUGCUGGCCACCUACACCUUCUUCUCGCUCAUCAACCUGAGAUCGCUCAUCUCGAGCAGGCCCUUCAUGACCUCCAUCAACGUGUUCCUCUGCAUGCUGGGCGCCUCGCGCGCCGCCUACCUCAUGCUGGACCCGUACAACCUGCGCGAGGUGAUGCCGCGGAUCAUGGGGGCGCUGCUGUGGGACCUGGCCUUCCCCUGCCUCACCUCCGCGUUCUGCCUCAUCCAGCUCGCCUUCCUGCAGCUCACCAAGCUCAAGGUCGGGCCGCGCGCGCUGCGGGAGAAGACGGUGCCGUCGCUCGUCAUCGCCAUCCACUUCACCUUCGUGCUCGGCAUCAACAUCAUCCUGGGCUUCGACGAGAGCGCGCUGCCCUUCAAGCUGCUGGGGGAGACGCUGUUCGCGGUGUGGGCCUGCGUGCUCUUCGCGUCCUUCGUGUCGCUGAGCGGCCACGUGCGCAGGCUGCUCAACAGGGUGCCCCACGGGGUGCUCCUGCAGCGAGACCCCUCCGACUGCCACGCCAAAGGCAUCAUGCAGCUCGCCAUGCUGGCGCCGUACUCCAACUUGGCCUCGUCCGUCGCGGCCGCGCUGGUGCCCACCUUGUUGGCGCCGCGGCUCGGCCAGGGCGACAGCGGUGCCUCACGACGCUCCGGCCCGAACCUCGCCUCGCAGAUGGCCCGGUCGCUGAACGCCAACCUCAACGGGUCCGGGGCGGACUCCGGGGCGUCCUCCGGGACCUCGGCGGCGGCGAGCGCGGCGCCACCGCCCGUCAUCAAGACCGAGGACGUGGACGCGCCCACCGUGAUGGUCCGACCGGCCACACCCACCAUCAUGGUGUGCCCCGGCAGCCGCAGGGGCAGCACGGCCUCGCUCAGCAGGAGGGGAUCCUCCCGCCGGGCCAGCUCGGCCUCGCUCCUGCGGAUCGCCGAGGAGGGCUCCGGCCCGGACUGCCUCGUCGUGGACUCGUCGCCGUCGCCCACGCGCCGCAAGAAGAGCCUGUCCUGGAAGGGGGAUGACGACGUCGUGUCCCCCGCGCCGGAGAUUAACCAGGCAUUUGAAGCAACUCCCUCUAAAUCAAUUUUGAAGGAAGCGCCAGCCGAGGACAAAACCACUGCCGAGACCAAAUUGCUGCCUACAGAACCAGACAACGCCAUCAAAAAAAACACAGUUCUUAAGGCAAGAGGACAAAUAUUUAUUCCAGAAGGAAUUUCUGGCAACAGGACUCAUUCACUUAAAACCAAAAUUUACUGGCAUGUAGAUAUGGAUGUUGGAGCUUGA
This is a messenger RNA of Thrips palmi, 1501 nucleotides long. RefSeq lists its product as uncharacterized. Bases 8 to 1501 code for a protein of 497 amino acids. NCBI's taxonomy places the organism in Eukaryota, Metazoa, Arthropoda, Insecta, Thysanoptera, Thripidae. The transcript is spliced from 11 exons. The record is from RefSeq and is a predicted model, not a curated record.